GUCGUCGGUGGUUGGUCUAUCGAGCCCAAAAUCCAGCAAUCCAAAUCUAAAAAAACUUAAAACUCUUAUUUUACAACAAUGUCCGUAGGUUUUAAAUUUUAAAUAAUGAAAGCGUGACAAUUGUAAAAUGCGAAUAAAACCCUAUGUACCCAUUUGCCUGUUGGGAUAUGCCUUUGUUUGCCUAACCAUCGGGCCAAAAGUCGUCAUGAUCAUUAGUAACGAAGAAGUGGUAUAUCCUCCGGUUCUGCUUUUCCCCAUUAUUACGUGUCUUCUUAUAAUAAUAUCUACUUACAUUUGAGUUAUUCUUUAAUUUUUCUUAUCCAUAUUAAUAAUAUAACUAUAGCUUCUCUGCGAAUAUUCGGAGCCCAACUCCUCUCUCUUCACGCAUUUUUCGUUGUCAAAAAGAAAGUUCUCUCCUUUUAUAAAAACCCAUCUCCUCCUCCUCGCUAUCUUAUUCAAACUUCUCUGAGAAAAUUCGAGUUAACUAUUUGUUUUAUACAUUCUUAUAUGGGUUUCUCUAGAGCUAAACGUGUCACUGAUCCACUCGCCGACGAGGUUAGGGCUCGUCUCGUUGGAUGCAGCUUUAGCAGCGGCAGCGAACAUACCGGCGACGGAAUCGAAGACUACGAAGACGACGACUCACCUUGUCUCUCCGAUCUCGUACAAGGCUUCUUGGAGGAUGAAGUUGAGACCGUUGUUGAUGAGUCACGGUGGUGUGAUCAAGACUCCGGUUCCGACUCGGAUUCUGACUCGGAACUAGUCGAGCUCCCUGACUUUGCCGACGAUAUUGCCAAACUUCUGAGGAACUCUCUCAGGGAAGAUUCAUACGGACGAACGGUGCUGGUACACGUGGCGAGAGCGAUGGAAGUGUUGUCGUCUCUUGAAUCUCAGCACGAACAACGUGCCGUUUUCCAGCGUAAGGUCAUGUCUUUUCUUAGAGAACUCGGCCACAAUGCGGCCAUCUGCAAAACUAAAUGGAGAUCCUCCGGCGGACUCACCGCCGGAAACCACGAGUUCAUCGACGUCAUGUAUACACCUUCCGCCUCGUCUCAGCCCGUCCGUUACAUCGUCGAUUUAGAUUUCGCGUCGCGGUUUCAAAUCGCGAGGCCAACUUCACAGUACGCGCGUGUGCUUCAAUCGCUUCCGGCGGUUUUCGUUGGAAGAGGGGACGAUCUGAAGCGGAUCUUGCGGCUCGUAUGUGACGCUGCGAGGAUUUCUCUUAGAAACCGCGGCCUCACGCUACCGCCGUGGAGGAAGAAUCGUUAUAUGCAGACGCGGUGGCUUGGUCCUUACAAACGCACCACCAACUUAACGCCGUCAUCUACCGCCGUUAACACCGUCAUAUGUCGUGCCAUCGGUUUCGAUAAUGCCGUCGGUGGCCGUCUAUUUGUGCGAACACGAUAAAACCAGACCAAAAAGGCCACGUGUCAUUUUUAACUUGGAUUUUUUCAAAAUACAUUCUAGAGAAUAAUAGUAUAAUUCAUUAUUUAGAAAUUCUCGUUUGAAAUUAUAUAAAAAAAUGUGAUUCAAAAACAAACAAAUUAAAGCCAAGAAAAAUCCAGAUUUUACGAUGAAGAAACAAUUCUAUGCGGAAAAUGAACAUCGUCCAGGAAACACACAAGGUUCAGAGAAAUCAUCGAUUGCGACAGGAAUACAGAUAAGGAUUUAAUUUACAGCUGUUAGAUCUGAUCCAAUAGUGAGAUCCAAUAGUGAGAAACUUGAAUAGAUAGAUCAAAUGGACUUGAGAUUUUGAUGUA
This is a messenger RNA of Arabidopsis lyrata subsp. lyrata, 1757 nucleotides long. RefSeq lists its product as uncharacterized. The record is from RefSeq and is a predicted model, not a curated record. The coding region runs from base 508 to 1404 and encodes 298 amino acids. The transcript has a single exon. Lineage: Eukaryota; Viridiplantae; Streptophyta; Magnoliopsida; Brassicales; Brassicaceae.